CGCAGCCCCCUCCCCGCCCCCGCCCGCGGCCCCCGCGCGGUGCACGCCGGGCACUGUGGUCCCGCUGGCCCGCGGAGCGCGUUUUGGACACCCGGAAGGACUACAUCUCCCAGAGGCCUUUGGGCUGGCGGGGGAGGGGGUGUGCGCGCAAAGCCCCGCGGGGCUGAGGGUCUUGUCCUCCGAGCGCUUGGACCCGGGCUGUCUCGGCGUUCGCUCGGCCUUGGGCUGCCGGCCUCUCGAGCUCCCCAGAACCCUGUGUGUCCGCCCAGGCCAGCAGUAGAAGGAGCCUCACCUGCCUGUCUCCUCUGAGUACCUGGGAUUGGAGGGUCCAGGAGAAGCAGCAAAGAUGUCGAAUGAGCCACCCCCUCCUUACCCUGGGGGCCCCACAGCCCCCCUUCUGGAGGAGAAAAGUGGAGCUCCGCCCACCCCAGGCCGCACCUCCCCAGCUGUGAUGCAGCCCCCACCGGGCAUGUCACUGCCCCCUGCAGACAUUGGUCCCCCACCCUAUGAGCCGCCGGGUCACCCAAUGCCCCAGCCUGGCUUCAUCCCCCCACAUGUGAAUGCAGACAGCACCUACAUGCCUCCAGGUUUCUACCCUCCUCCAGGCCCCCAUCCACCCAUGGGCUACUACCCACCAGGGCCCUACCCGCCAGGGCCUUACCCUGGCCCUGGGGGCCAUACGGCCACGGUCCUGGUCCCUUCAGGGGCUGCCACCACAGUGACAGUGCUGCAGGGAGAGAUCUUUGAGGGUGCACCCGUGCAGACGGUGUGUCCCCACUGCCAGCAGGCCAUCACCACCAAGAUCUCCUACGAGAUUGGCCUGAUGAACUUCGUGCUGGGCUUCUUCUGCUGCUUCAUGGGGUGUGACCUGGGCUGCUGCUUGAUCCCCUGCCUCAUCAACGACUUCAAGGAUGUGACGCACACGUGCCCCAGCUGCAAAGCCUACAUCUACACGUACAAGCGCCUCUGCUAACGGAGCCGGGACUGGACUCCCCACUGUCAGUCUGGCCCCCUGUGCUUUGCUCCCCGCGCUCAGUGGCUCGCUUCCCUGCUCCCACUUGGGGGUGGAAGCCGUU
Messenger RNA from Eubalaena glacialis (North Atlantic right whale), 1076 nucleotides. It is a transcript of the gene CDIP1, whose product is annotated as cell death inducing p53 target 1. Gene Ontology annotation, molecular function: zinc ion binding. The record is from RefSeq and is a predicted model, not a curated record. The coding region runs from base 347 to 973 and encodes 208 amino acids. The transcript is spliced from 6 exons. Lineage: Eukaryota; Metazoa; Chordata; Mammalia; Artiodactyla; Balaenidae. Gene Ontology annotation, biological process: tumor necrosis factor-mediated signaling pathway; intrinsic apoptotic signaling pathway in response to DNA damage by p53 class mediator.